UCGGCCUACCACAAGAAGCCCGACACAGCCGUGGCUUAUCAGAAAACCACCAAAGAUUUCAGAUUCUAUAUUAAGCAUCUCGAUCAAACCACCAGCGUAGAGGCUGCUGAGGCUUAUUGGAAAUCCUCCUUGCAGGAUGCAACGCCUGCAAGUUUCCCACCGCUGGUGCUGACCUCAGUACGCCAGCGACCUCAGCCUGAUUCGACGCUGCAACACACCAUCCGGUUAGCACAAGGUAGCACUCAGCACACGAGCACUUGCAUUACGCUCCCAACCGUUGUCCGUGCUGCGUGGGCUAUUCUUAUAGCUAGAUACACUGACUCGAGUGAUGUAUUCUUUGGGACUGUCGUUUUGGGUCGAGCUGCCCCGUUGCCUGGAAUUGAGAGUAUCGCGGGGCCAAUCGCGAGCACAGUGCCUGUGAGGAUCACAGUCGAUUCCAAUGCAUCUGUGUCCGACUACCUGCGUCGGGUACAAGACCACGCAGCGGAGAUGAUGCCGUUCGAGACAUUAGGUAUGCAGAAGAUCCAACGUCUGAGCGAGGGUGCGCGGGCCGCAUGCGGUUUCCAGAACCUCCUUGUUAUCCAGCCUAAGUCUGCCUCUUCCGCCAAUUUGUGUAAAAACAAGACUGCAAUUGUGGUUGACGACCGCUUCGGCCCUGGCCCUGACAACCAGGUCAUUAGUGGACGUACCGCCCUUUUCAAUGCACUAUAUGUGGUCUUCACCUCCGGAAGCUCAGGAGAACCGAAGGGAUGUGUUAUGGAGCUCUGCUCCAUGGUACCUAAUCUCGCACAAAGCGCUCUCUUCGGGCCUUCCGUGCGCAUUCUCCAGCUGGCGUCAUACAGUUUCGGCGCUGCCAUCGCUGAGAUGCUCGCAACUCUCAUAUACGGCGGCAGACUUUGUAUUGUGACCAGUAAGGCUCGAGCACGCCUUCCUCUAGUUCUUAAAGAAAUGAACAUCAACUACAUGUUUAUGACACCCAGCUUCUCGCGGUUGAUCCCCCCGCAAGCGAUAUCGACUGUGAAGACACUCAUCAUGGGUGCUGAAAGCUUGACCCAGUCAGACCUUGAGAAAUGGGCUCCUCAUGUCAGUCUAGUGCAAGGAUACGGACAGACAGAGUGUGCCACUAUCAUGUCGUGCCAUCCCAAUAUGACAGCCAAAUCGCAUCCCAGGAAUGUCGGCAGUCCAAUGUCUUCGAGGUUCUGGAUCGUAGACGCUUCAAAUCCUGAUAUCCUAGAUCCCAUCGGCGCCACGGGUGAGAUACUCAUUGAGGGCCCAAUACUGGCCCGGGGAUAUCUCAACGACGCUGUAAAGACGGCAGCAGCUUUUAUAAAACCUCCAAUCUGGCGCGGUAACUUCCCCACGCUCGGCACUUGCGAGCGUCUCUACAGAACAGGUGAUCUUGCAUGCUUUGCUGAUGAUGGCACUCUUAUCUUCAUGGGAAGAAAAGAUAACCAGGUCAAAUUGCGAGGCCAGAGAAUCGAGCUAGGUGAGAUCGAGCAUCAUCUGCGACGAGCGAUGCCAAGCGCAAAGGGCGUCCUGGUGGAGUUGGUCGAGAAACCUAUCUCAGAGACCGAAACUCACUCCGCCUUGGUAGCCUUCGUUGCCUUGGGCCCCGACGUUGCUUCUAAUGACUUGAGCAACAUUGAACCAUCCGCAAUUGAAGCGCUGCACAAGUUGACUUCUAGUGCUACUCCAGAGCUUUCGCGUUUCCUGCCGCCCUAUAUGAUUCCAUCGGUCUAUCUACCGCUUGGCGCGAUACCCAUGACCACAUCUGCCAAGGUCAAUCGGCGAGCACUCAGAGCCAUCCUAUCCGAUUUGUCUGUGGAUGAACUUACAUCGCAUAGCCAAUCUAAGGUGGCCAAACGUGAACCCUCCUCUCCAAUGGAGAGGCUACUGCAAAAGCUUUGGUCGUCCGUGUUGCCCAUCGAUCCCGACUCCAUUGGGGCGGAUGACCACUUCUUGCAAGUUGGUGGCGACUCUAUGAGUGCUAUCAAACUAGUUUCACUAUGCCAGUCCGAAGGGUUCAAGCUAUCCGUUGCUGAUAUCUUUGAAAACCUGACAUUAAGCAAGAUGGCGGCGGCCUUGCGAACCGAGUCGACAACUGAGCAACAGCCGCGAGGCCAACACCAGCUUUCUACUGCCAACACCAAUAAAGACGAAGUUAUAUCGGAUCUCAUUAGCCACGGCAUCGUCAACAGUCAUGAUGAAGUGGAGGAUGUGCUAGAAGCGACAUAUAUGCAAGCCGUACUUGUGGCUCGCGGGCUGAGAGAGCCCAAGGCUAACUAUAUAUCACUCCACUUUAAGAGAGAAUUGGACUUUGCCCGCCUAGAAGCUGCUUGCCGUACCCUCGUUGAGCGACACCAAAUCCUGCGGACAGUCUUUUUCGCCCGGCGACAACAGUUACUCCAAGUUGUGUUGCGGUCGUUUUCGGGAGCCUUCCACCAAUACCAGUGCAACAACGAUGAGUCUCUUGAGAUAUUUGCAGACAAACUGAUAGAAGAAGACGCUUCAAAUGACAGAGCCUCUCUUGGCAAGUCGUUCAUUCGAUUCAUGUUCUUCGACGGGGGCUCCGCGGGCUUCCGCCUCACUCUUCGCAUCAACACGCACACAAGCGACUCAUCAAUUUGGCCCGGAUUCUCUAGUUUCAUCUACACCGCUCGCGAAAUGCAUGACGCUGGCGCUGUCGAGUUCUAUCGCGAUUUGCUAGAUGGUGCUUCAAUGACAGAGAUCGGUCUGCACCAGAAGCCUCCCUACUCCAACUACCCAGCCAGCCAGUUGCUAAUGCGACGAGUCCCCCGGGUCGAGUUUCCGGAGCGCGGAAUCACCUUUGCCGUCGUCCUCAAGGCUGCUUGGGCCAAGGUUCUAGCUGCCGUGACAGGACAGCCGGAUAUUGUGUUUGGAUAUCUCGUCAGUGGACGAAGCCUGCCCAUGGCGCAGAUUGAGGACAUCAUCGGUCCAUGUAUCAACGCCGUUCCUGUUCGCGUAGAUACCAGGAAGGCAAAGACGAAGCUCGAGCUGCUGGAGAACGUCCGAGACCAGAACCUCCAAGGAAUGCCCUACGAAACUUACCUAUGA
Molecule: messenger RNA, 3075 nt
Organism: Clonostachys rhizophaga
Lineage: Eukaryota; Fungi; Ascomycota; Sordariomycetes; Hypocreales; Bionectriaceae
Source: the annotation of a GenBank genome assembly